Messenger RNA from Aspergillus viridinutans, 1077 nucleotides. RefSeq lists its product as uncharacterized. Bases 1 to 1077 code for a protein of 358 amino acids. The transcript has 5 exons. Lineage: Eukaryota; Fungi; Ascomycota; Eurotiomycetes; Eurotiales; Aspergillaceae. The record is from RefSeq and is a predicted model, not a curated record.
AUGUCUGAAGUAUGGCCCGCUGAUGUUGAAGACGCACAAACUUCCCACCACACCGGGUUCAUGGACCGGAUGCUCGGUCAUGGACACCACGGCAACGAACAAGAGCAAAUGGAUCAAAAUGAACAACAUGACCAGCAGCCUGGUGUACAGCCUCAGCAGGGUGCACAAGCCAAUCCACCUGUCAAGGAAGGCGAGAGGGAAAGAGUCAAAGACUACGUGGACGAAGAGCGGAAGCUAAUGCAGGAGGGAGACACAUACGCUGGACUCAUCAAGCCCUUCUGGUAUCUUUAUCCAUACGAGGCCGUCGUGGCGCUGUUGUUCCCGUCAUGGAAUUACGGGCAGCAAAACAACGCAGAAAGCGACUUUGCCUACGACGGUGGCAUCUCCAAGUCGUCGGGGGUGAUCUACUCGACCAGCAAUGACCUCGCAAAAUUCGCCACGGCGAUCCCGAACUCACGCUCUUACCGCCAGCCAACAAACGUAGACGGACGAAACCGUCUCGCACACGGCGGACCUGCAGUAUUCCGUCGGUCGACCGUGGGAGAUAAGCAUGCCAAGUUUGGCGGGGUCCCAAAUCUAUACAUCAAGCUCGGUGAUUCAGAGAACUACGGCAGUUUCCUUGUCCUGGUUCCUGAUUUUGACGCUGGGUUUAGUAUCAUCGGGGCCAGCGCGUUACCAACGCGGUUGCGUCUGAAGCGAGGACGAAUUGCGGGGAAGUACACGACCGAUCGAUUGAACUCCUCUCUGGCGCUGGCUUUUAGUUCUUCUGUAAAUCCCGGCUUGUCAGUUACCUCGUUGGUCAGCAACGGGACGGAUCUCAUGCCGUUGCUGGGUAUAUUACUCGGGAAUGAGAACUCCAGACUCGUGCCGACGAUUGUGUCGGAGAUUGCCAAGCAGGUGGCCUUUAGGGCAUAUACAGCUACACAGCAAAAGUCCAGAGGUCUAUUCCAGAAGGAUUUUGACGUGGAUGACUGGCUGGUCGUCGGGGAUACACGGCUAGACUCCUGGAAGAGUUUGUAUUCGAAGUGGAUGCGCAGGGGAAGGCGAGCAAGGUGCAAUUGCCAGCUUGGAAUGUAA